CACACUUUACAUACAAAGGUACAAAUCACCCGAUCGAGCUUCACAGACUCGUUCAUCAGCAAUAAUGGCGUACUCACGGAAACUAGCGCCCCUUGCUGUGGCCUUAGCAACCAUCGUCGUCGUCCUGCUGGUGGUUGUCACUCCCAGCGCGGCGCAGGGGUCGUCGGCGCAGGACGUCGUCGUCUACCUGCACAACGAGGCGCGCGCCGACGUGGGUGUCAAGCCCUUGUCGUGGAACGAGAGCCUGGCCACCUACGCGGCGAACUACGCGGCGGCGCGGCAGGACGACUGCAACCUGACGCUCUCCGGCGGGCCCUACGGCGAGAACCUCUUCUGGGGCGCCGCCGGCGGCAACUAUUCGGCCGCCGACGUCGUGGGUCUGUGGGUGUCCCAGAAGCAGUACUACGACCACGACAGUAACACCUGCGCAGCAGGGGAGAGGUGCGACUCGUACACGCAGGUGGUGUGGAGCGGCACCACCACCAUCGGCUGCGCCGCCGUCGAGUGCAGCAACAACGCCGGCGUCUUCGCCAUCUGCAGCUACAACCCGCCGGGGAACCUCGACGGCCAGAGCCCGUACUAGACUACUGCCAUGCAUCAUAUACGCCUGCAGCUGUGCAGCAUGCAUAAUGCAUGCUUGUUAUACGUACGUACGUGUGUAAGUGUGUCGUAUGCAUGAACGUACAUGUAUACAUAUGUACCGUGUGUCAACGGAGGAAAUAAAACUGUGAGCUGCAUAUCAUAUGUACUUUAAUGUGUGUAUAUAUAAACGAAAUAUAUAAUUAAAAUC
Molecule: messenger RNA, 790 nt
Organism: Sorghum bicolor (sorghum)
Lineage: Eukaryota; Viridiplantae; Streptophyta; Magnoliopsida; Poales; Poaceae
Product: pathogenesis-related protein PRB1-3
Exons: 1
Coding region: 65-583 (172 amino acids)
Source: RefSeq, a predicted model, not a curated record